ACCUUCAAGAUGGCGCCCGUCAGCCGAAUGUGGAGACAGUUGACGUCAAAAUACACCAUUUACCACGUUUUUGUCUUCUUGUUGACGUUUUUCAGCUAUGCGUUCUUCCACGCCACGAGAAAAACCUUCAGUAACAUCAAGACCACCAUCUCCUCAGAGUGGACUCCCCAGUUCUGUAAUGCUACAGAGCCAUGCCUCCGGCCGGAGAAGAUCUGGAUGGACCGGCACCUGUUUGACUCCAGCAGUGAUGCUGAACCCUUCCUGGGCUGGCUGGACUCUACCUUUCUCAUUUCCUAUGCAGUGGGUUUGUACAUCAGUGGCAUUCUUGGAGACAGGUUUGACAUGAGGAAGGUGCUGUCUCUGGGAAUGUGCCUGUCUGCUGUUGUGGUGUUUGUGUUUGGGUGCCUGACGGAAUGGGUCCAUCUCUACAGCCAGCCGUUCUACAUUCUCCUGUUUGUACUUAACGGCUUGCUGCAGUCCACAGGAUGGCCGUGUGUGGUCGCCAUCAUGGGCAACUGGUUUGGCAAGUCAACACGAGGCUUUGUCCUGGGUGCGUGGUCAGCCUGUGCUUCUGUGGGGAACAUCAUCGGAGCCCUGCUGGUGUCACAGGUUCUGGACUAUGGUUAUGAGUACGCCUUUCUGGUGACAUCAGCUGUGCUUUUUGCUGGAGGAGUUGUCAAUUUCUUUGCCCUUGUUCCUUCUCCAAAGGAAGUUGGCCUCCCAGAACCAGAGGAUGGAGAUAAUGAGGAUGAUGUCAGUGACACCAAUGAUGAUGAUGAAGAUGAGACAGGUAUCACACCCAGAACACCACUUGUGCAGAGUGACCUUGACUCUCCCGUGACCUUCACACAGACCCGCCCUCAGGCCAUCAGCUUUUUCCAGGCCGUCUGUCUACCAGGGGUCAUUCCUUACUCGCUGUCCUACGCCUGCCUGAAGCUGGUGAACUACUCCUUCUUCUUCUGGCUGCCGUUCUACCUGCACUCCCAGUACGGCUGGAAGGAGACGGUCGCUGACGAGAUCUCCAUCUACUACGAUGUGGGCGGGAUUAUCGGAGGGAUGAUUGGCGGCUAUCUGUCAGACAGGAUGAAGAAGCGAGCCCCCACCGUGGUGACCAUGUUGUUACUGGCUCUCCCUGCCCUCUGGGGUUACAGUGCUUCUCCAAACAACAAGACCACCAAUGCUGUUCUCAUGGCUGUAGCUGGGUUUUUCAUUGGUGGUCCAGCUAACCUGAUCAGUUCUGCCAUCUCGGCUGACCUCGGACGACAGGACCUGAUCAAGGGAAACAGCGAAGCCCUGUCCACGGUCACAGGCAUUGUGGACGGGACAGGCAGCGUGGGGGCUUCUAUAGGACAGGUUGUGGUUCCUUUGCUUCAUAAACAGCUGCACCUGGACUGGCACUGGGUCUUCUACUUCUUCAUGCUGAUGACACUGAUGACUGCAGUAUGUAUCCUGCCCCUGCUGGUAAGGGAGGUGCGCAGCAUGAAGUGUUUCCUUAACUACCAGCUGAGGCGGCAGGCGGCAGCCCUGGUCCAGGACACACACAGGACAGACAGGCUCAACUCUGUUAACAGCUGAACCAGGUUGUCUCUACAAGAGAGAUAAAGUGCAAUUUCAAGGAACGUCCAAUGUGGAAUCACAUUUUAUCUCAUUGUAUAUAUAUAUGUGUAUAUUAUUUUCCAUUGAACUUGAAGUAUCACAAUUUGAAGAAAUGUAACAAUAUUACUCUCUGUAAAGGGC
Messenger RNA from Branchiostoma belcheri (Belcher's lancelet), 1737 nucleotides. Its product is annotated as sugar phosphate exchanger 3-like. The coding region runs from base 10 to 1575 and encodes 521 amino acids. Gene Ontology annotation, biological process: transmembrane transport. The transcript is spliced from 17 exons. Gene Ontology annotation, cellular component: endoplasmic reticulum membrane. The record is from RefSeq and is a predicted model, not a curated record. Gene Ontology annotation, molecular function: transmembrane transporter activity. Lineage: Eukaryota; Metazoa; Chordata; Leptocardii; Amphioxiformes; Branchiostomatidae.